AUGGCGAACGGUACGAACUCUGAUAACGAGAAGAAGCGCAAGCGUUCGGACAAACGCGGAAAAGCGACCAAACAAGGCCCUCAAGCUACACCUCCAAAUCGAGCCUAUCAGAACAAUUACAAUGGGCUUAUCAAUGGCGCAAGUGGAGACAUCAAUGGAAGCCUACAGGAUGUACACUUCAACGGCCGAAGUGACCUACGACAGCGUGCGACCGCAGAGUCAACCAUAGAAUUAUCUUCCCAAGCCGAAGCUCGCACGGCAGGCGGAGAACAUGAGACGAUUGAACGGAACCUCCGCGCGAACAUCACAUCCGUCGAGGAGGAACACGAACCAGGAACCGCGAACAGAAAUUCCGUGCGCUCGACUACUGCUUCUGGACGCAAUUGCAUACUUGAUCCUCUGUCGCCCGUUGCUGCUCCUGGUAAAGCAGGUGGCCCUUGCCGGGAGACCGUCCAGGGUGGAUUUCAAGGUAUUGAUCAUCUUCCUCCUCGGCCACCUCGACCUUCUAUAUCCGCGAGUGGAACUCGCGGCCAGUUAGGCCAUCCAAAUCCCCAUUCAAGGGUAGCCUCUUCGCAGACGUACACUUACGGAUUUGGCUUUGGAAACGGAAACUCGAAUACGCAGACGCUUUCCACUCAAGCUCGCACCACCGGCCCCUUACAGGCCAGCGCCAGCAGUCUAGGAGGCAUGCCGAACCCUCAUCUCGCGUACUAUAACAACCCCUACAAGAAACCCCCACACUCUCGAAACGCAGAGGUCCGUCAAGUAGUCCAUUUUCAAUCUUGGCAGUCAUUUCACGACCCAUGGCACCCCCGCGACCGCGUCACGCAGCAAUUCGUACCUGCCAAAGGUAUUGCCGACGCGGGGCCUACCUUUACUCCGGGUUACCACGAUUCGCGUUACGGGCUUAUCACGGGCAUCCACUGGGCAGGAGAGCAUUCGAAACUGAAUAUACACUUGGGCUACACCUUUGCUGGAAAGGGAGCAGACCUCAGGCUGAAGGAGGAGGCCGUUCAGCUGCUACCCGCCAUGUUACAAUCGCAAUUUGAUGAGUGGCAGGCCAACCGCGAAGAUGGCAUGAGCAUCAACAAGCACGUUCCGCAGGAAUUUACACUCAUCUUCGAAGAGACGUACCGUGGAUACAAGCCACGAACCAAGGUAAUGUUCUCGAUGUCAUGCUCGGCCCUGAUUCCUUGGAGUCCCACCCGUGGCAACCCCUAUCUCGACAUUGUAGGCCUUAUUGAUGAGCCUAGCUUUGUCAUAUUCGGGGAAGCGCAGGAUAUGUCAAAGCGAAUUUCGCGAGUGCCGCUUGACCAGCGCGGAACGUUGGACUGCGGGCGGUUCUCCUGGAUGAAUAUUCCGCCUGGAUCUUCCGCCCCUAUCCGUUUAAUGAAUCCGGCUUCCGGGAGCUUUCGCAAUAGUCCGACCGCUGCACAGGCUCCGAUUGCGCCAAUGAAUGCCCAGUGUGAUAGUGACGAGAACAACGACCAGCAGGGAUGGGACACUGCAGCUUUUCAAAUGAUUGGAAACAAUCAGCAAGAGAUUCAAGAUCUUCAGCAGCAUGACCAGGAGUUACAGGAAAUGGUCGGGAGCAAUCAGAAUGAAAUCUGGUUCGAUCGGGGAAAGCUGCAACUCCUCCUAGAGAUGGGUUCGGGGCGCCCAGCUCAAAUGCCUUCAUUCUCGAUGCAGGCCCAACCUAUGCUGAAGUACACUCCGAGCGAAGACGGCGUAGAAUAUGAUGAGGGUGAGCGCGAGACCAAGCGAAUGCGGCAAGGCUAA
Molecule: messenger RNA, 1779 nt
Organism: Trematosphaeria pertusa
Lineage: Eukaryota; Fungi; Ascomycota; Dothideomycetes; Pleosporales; Trematosphaeriaceae
Exons: 4
Coding region: 1-1779 (592 amino acids)
Source: RefSeq, a predicted model, not a curated record